UUUGAGGGCUCUUGACGUCACUUCAAGUGAACCCAACAUGGCGGAUCAAUAACAAACGCACUGUCCAUAUUCUCGUUGUUGUCAGCUAUUGGGAACAUGGCAGACAAAAAAAGCAAAUCCGCUGGCGUAAAAAGAUCAUUAAGUAAAAGAGAACAAGAUGAAAUGAAGAAAAAGGAGGAAGAAAAGGCAGCUGAAGUUUUUGAAGAAUUUUUGGCCUCCUUCGACAGUAACGAUAAAAGUGGCGUGAAGACUUUUGUCCGUGGUGGAAUUGUGAAUGCAACAAAAGAGGAGCAAGCAGCUGAAGUGAAGAAGAGUAAGCUCUACAGACCAUCCACAAAAUUUUCAUCUCCAGGUUCCCAAAAUGCUGUGCCACCACCACACUCUCCAGAUUUCAGGAAGUCUGCUGUCAAAAAGAAGACAGAGGAGAAGAAGAAGAGUAACCUUGAGCUGUUCAAAGAGGAGCUGAAACAAAUCCAAGAAGAACGUGAGGAGCGAUACAAAAGGAAGAAGGGGGAUCCAGGUACUAGCCUCCCUGAUCUGGAUGCACCUCUAUCACGGAGAUCAAUAUUUGAUGAUGAUCCGGCAUUGCCUAACUCAACUAACCUUUACAUUGGCUGUAUAAACCCAAAGAUGAAUGAGGAGAUGCUGUGUAAGGAGUUUGGAAAGUACGGGCCCCUGGCCAGCGUAAAGAUCAUGUGGCCGCGCACGGACGAGGAACGCACACGCGUCUCCAACCGCGGCUUCGUGGCCUUUAUGACACGCAAGGAUGCAGAGAGGGCUAUGGCGGCACUGGACGGUAAGACGAUCAUGGGCUUUGAGAUGAAGCUGGGCUGGGGCAAACCGGUGCGCAUCCCUCCCCAGCCCCUCUACACACCCAUCGGGGUCCUUAAGACGUCCACUCCGCCCCCACCCUCCGGCCUGCCUUUCAACGCCCAGCCCCGCGAUCGCUUCCGCAACGACUUCACCAAGCCCUGGAGUCGCUCCAAAGACGAGUUCGAGAAGACUCUGUCCGAAGCCGUAGUCAAAGUGGUUAUCCCAACAGAAAGACACCUGUUAGGUCUCAUCCACAGAAUGAUAGAGUUUGUGGUGCGUGAAGGGCCUAUGUUUGAAGCAAUCAUCAUGAGCAAAGAGAAGAGCAACCCAGACUUCAGGUUUCUGUUUGAAAAUAAGAGUCAGGAGCAUGUGUACUACCGCUGGAAGCUCUACACCAUCCUGCAGGGCGAGUCCCCCGGUCAGUGGCGGACGGCAGACUUCCGCAUGUUUCGCGGCGGCUCCAUUUGGAGGCCACCCCUCCUCAACCCAUAUCUCCAUGGUGACGAGGAGGUGCUUGAAGACGAGGUGCCUGUGACGCAAGAGGAGGAGCUGAGGAAAGGCCAGCUGAAGAGCGAGCACCGGGAGCAGCUGGAGUCUCUGCUGCAGAGGAUGACUCCACGGAGGGACGAGAUAGGCGACGCCAUGCUCUUCUGCCUGGAGAAAGCCGAGGCUGCCGAGGAGGUGGUGGCCUGCAUCUCCGAGUCCCUGUCCUUAAUCCAGACACCACCGCAGAAGAAGGUUGCCAGAUUGUAUUUAGUCUCUGAUAUUCUUUACAACUCCUGUGCCAAAGUUGCCAAUGCGUCAUAUUACAGAAAAUACUUUGAGUCCAAAUUGCCCCAGAUAUUUGGAGAUAUCAGUGAAGCCUACAGAAACAUACGUGCCCGUCUGCAAGCUGAACAGUUCAAGCAAAAGAUCAUGGGUUGUUUCCGGGCGUGGGAGGACUGGGCCAUCUACCCAGAGUCCUACCUCAUCCAGCUGCAGAACAUCUUCCUGGGCCUGGUCAAACCUGGAGAGGAGGUCAUCGAACAGCCAGAGCAGGCCUCUGCUCUGGACCUGGAUGGAGCUCCUUUGGACGGAGUGCCACUGGAUGGAGUGCCCCUGGAUGGGGCUCUCAUAGACGGGGCACCUUUGGACGGGACGCCAUUGGACGACCUGGAUGGAUCACCCAUGGGGUGGGACCCUGCGUCGCUGGACGGUGUACCUGUGGAUGACAUUGAUGGUGUCCCCCUGGGAUCGUCUAUAGAUGACAUUGAUGGAAUGCCACUGGAUGAAGGCACAGAGCGAGGAGUCCCCCACGCCAGAGUGACUUUGUCAAAGUGGGAGCGAGUGGAUGAUGGAGAGCCUCUGAAGAGCACAGAUGCAGACAGCAGAGAUGGAAAGGACGGGGAAGGGGAGUCAGACGAUGACAGCAGUGACAGCUCCUCCAGCCCGUCAAAGUUUGAUGCGGCUGACUUCAAGAGCUCCGUCUCCAGCUUUGAGCUCUCCGAGAGCAAGAGGAGUAAACUGCGUGAACUGGAGGUGAAGGUGAUGAAGUUCCAAGAUGAGCUGGAGUCGGGGAAGAAGAACCGCAAGUCGGGCAUGAGCGUCCAUGAGCAGGUCCAGCACUACAGGAACAAGCUGCUCCAGAAGGAGUUUGAAAAGGACGAGCAGGAGAAAAAAGAGAAGUCAUCGCAGAAACCAAAGGAACGGUCCAAGAAGGAGGAGAAGAAGGAGCGGACGGAGGAGCGGAGCAGAACGAGGGAGAAGGAGAGGAGUAAACGGAGCGAAGACCGCGAGAGGGGAAGAGACUUGGAGGACAGGAGAGAAAGGACAAAGUCCAGGUCUCCCAAGAGGUCGAAGCGUUCCCGCUCCCCGUCACCUGUCCGGAAGUCGCGGAGGUCGACGUCCCGCUCGCCACACCGUUCUCACAAAAAGUCCAAGAAGAACAAACACUGAAAUUUGACCCCUGGACCUUGGCCCCUUAGCGGACACAUAAGCUUCCUAUAGAGGGCGGGGUGUGUGAGUGGGUUUUGGUGGUGGUGGAGGAGGGCAUCAAGGGACAGAUCACUCUGCCAAUCAUCACUCCGACAGCCCUUCCCCAGCAGUACCACACGGUUGCCUCCAGUGUCCCACAGUGCUCCGGGAAUGGACCGGUCCUCCCAGGCCUCUCUUCGGUUUUGAUGAUUUCCCACAGUGCAUCACGGUUACCUGGCCCCAGCCCACCGCCUUCAUGUCAGUGCUGCUCCAGCUCCUCUCCCACCCCACGGCUCAUUUUUAUAAGACACAGGUUCCCAUGUUGACUGUACAGUUCUCUUUUUUGUGUUUUUAUUUGUUUUUAUUUGGAAUGUUAAGUGCUAUUAUUAUUUGUCUCUUAAGGUCUUUUGAAUGAAAGUGGAAAAUGUUGCAAGAUUGUUCCCCCAAUCUUUACAUUAAAUACAAAAAAGAUCUUGGA
Messenger RNA from Alosa alosa (allis shad), 3244 nucleotides. RefSeq lists its product as uncharacterized. NCBI's taxonomy places the organism in Eukaryota, Metazoa, Chordata, Actinopteri, Clupeiformes, Clupeidae. Gene Ontology annotation, cellular component: nucleus. Gene Ontology annotation, biological process: RNA processing. The transcript is spliced from 23 exons. Bases 97 to 2748 code for a protein of 883 amino acids. Gene Ontology annotation, molecular function: RNA binding. The record is from RefSeq and is a predicted model, not a curated record.